CUGGAGCUGGAACAGACAGAGUGAUGUCACUGAACUCCUAAAACUAAAAUACCAAUACACCAGAGGCUUCACACAGAUAGAGAGAUACAGAAAUAGAUAAAUAGAAAGAGAGAGAGAAAUGGUGAGUGUCUGAAAGAGAGAGAGAGAUGGGGGGGGGGGGCUCCCAGUCGAGCAGGGUAGGCAGCACACAGGCAGUCAGAAGUUUUACAACAGAGAGAAACGGAGGAACCAUUGGAAGGUAUAAUUAUACAAAACUACAGGCAACAGGAUAGCAGUCUCUGGCUGCAGCAGCACCACAGAGGUUAGCUCAGUUCUCCAGUGUUUAAUGGCAGUUAGUGGACAACAGAUAGAAGCAGGAGAAUCACAGUGAGCUUCUGACACAUGGAAGCCAUGGAGGAGUUCAAACGAGGGAGAUCUGAUACCCUGGACAUACAGUCAGAGGGUGAGGAGAUGACCCCGGUUACCCUGGUAACCACAAUGACCCCUGACACCGAGGUGAACUCUGAGCCUUCCCAGGCAGAGCUGGCUCAGUGUGAGGCGGAGGUCGGAACUCUACUCAGCAUCAUUGCUGAACUCAACAGGAAAAUGGGCGCAUUACAAGCACCAAGUGAUCCAGAUGACCUUAAACCACAGGAGCCAGUCAUCCUCCCUCCGGCUCCAGCCUCCCUGUCCAGCCCCCCUCCAUCCCUCUGCAACCCAGAGAAACACACUGGCACCGCAUCUAAAGCCCCAGUAACCAACAGAGAGGGUAGUGGUGAAGUAUGGUCAGAACUCCAGGGAGUCAUGUCUGUUCUGGAGGGUUCCAUUAACACCAGGAGGGCCUGGGCUGCCUCUCACACUGCCUGUGGCCAGGACGGACAGAUGGAACACCUCACAGCCGCCAGGGACGGCUGGGUACAAGUCACACAGGUCUUAGAGGAGAUGGAGAGAGAGUUUGGGAUCUCGUACCCGUCUGGUCUGCCCCCCGAGGAGCGUCAGCAAUACCAGAAGGACGUCCUGGCACUUCACCAGCGGAACUGUGACCUGCGCAGCAGCCUACAGAGCAGACAGGAAGAACUAGAGGGGGCAAAGGUCACGGUGGGAGACAUAGAGGUUGAGAGGAACAGUCUACAUGAGAGGUUACUGGGCCUCCAUAAGGCGUGGCGAUCAGGCAGCCUCUCUCCUCCCUACAGCUCCUCAGGGAGCUCCAGUGGUGUGGUUCUGAGUCCUGGCUGGGCCUCCCCUGGUUCCCCUGGUUCCCCUUCAUUCCUUGGCUCUCCUCCCUUCCCCGGGUCACCUCUGUUCCUCAGAAGACCCAUUGCCAUGGGGAUCUUCCCGGCCCUCUCUACUGGGGGGGACAUAUCCUCCUCGGCCUCUCCAUCACCCUCCCCCUGGCCUGGGAGUGUCCCACAAGGCAGCCCCUGUCGUAGCCCCAGCCCCAGCGUCAGCCUGGAGGGUGAGACAGACAGACUACAGAGGUGUAUAGAAAGGCUGAAGGCCCGGAACGAGCGUCUGACUGCAGCUCUGGACAAGAGAAAGGGAGAGUCUGAGCUGAUCAGUAUGACGCUCAGUAGACACGAAGCUGACAGCACAGCCCUGCAGAUGGCUCUCCAAUACUGUGAGGAGUGUGAGGAGGCCUACAGUGAGUUACUGUCUGUGUACGAGGGCAGGAGACAGCAGGUCAUACCACACUGGAGACACAUAGCAGGCCCGGUCAUGGAGAGUCAGCAGCCCAACAGUCCCAGGCCGUCCCUUAGGAGUCUAAGAACUGAGGAGUUGUCAACCUCCUUCUCAACACCAGGGGGUGCUGAUGAGACAGAAACACACAUCCAGACCAGGUUCCAUCUCUAUUAUACAGCCAGGGGGUCCGAGGUAGAGGGGUGCGAGGCGGACAUUCGGGAGCGUAUCGAGCGGUUGAAGCAGGACAGGGCAGCAGUGUGUGUCCCUAAGCCAGGGCCUGGGGGAGAGGGGAAUCUCAGCCCAGAUACAGGCACCCUGGCUGGGCUUAGAGGGACCCGUGGAGGACAAGGGGGCCAGGACACCUCCAACCCCCAGAGCACCAAGAGAGAGAAGGCUGUUCUGCUCUAUGACCUGGUCACUGUCAGGGAGGAGAUGUCGGAGCUGCGAGGUUUAAUCCGUCUGACGGAGAAGGAGCGGAGGUGUCUGGACUGGAGUCUAAUGGCCCAGAAGGCCCAGGAUGCAGCUGGAGCCCUGAUCUCUGAGAGCCUCGCUGAGGAGAUAGAGGACAGGAGGACAGAACAGCAGAGGACUUCUGAGAACGAGGAUAAGCUAAGCAGCGAUGGAGACAUCCCUGGGCCUCAAAACCGUGCCAUCCUUCGAGAGCUACAGGCUGUCCUGCAACGGGAGCAGGUGCUGAAGAGGAGAGUGUCGGCGGUGAGGGAGUCUCUGGACUUGGUUCUCUCCGACAGCGCCUCUCGCAGGAGAGACAACGAUGAGCAGAUGGCUCGGCUCGCACAAGCUCACAGCAAGGCCACAGGGUCGUACCGGAACGCUCGCAGGAAGUACAGGGAGAAGCUGUGGAGGCUGGAGAGUCAGGUGUCAGCAAUGUCAGAUCGUCACAUGACCCAGAUCGGGGCCCUGAAGGCCACGCUGGAGGCCAUGGAGUGCAGGAGGGAGGAGACUGUACUCUGACUGAGCUGAGGUCAGCUUCUGGGGACAUUGGUCCUAACUUCUGGUACAGGGUCAGAUAUUAUAAUCCAAAAUGGUUCGGAUGAAUUUGGGAUUUGAGAGUUAGGAUUAGCCUCGUACUACCAUCCUGAUCUCACGAGUUUACAUAAAAUAUGUUUUACUAUCCCUACUUUACUACACCUACUUUACUACAUCUACUUUACUACACCUACUUUACUACAUCUACUUUACUACACCUACUUUACUACAUCUACUUUACU
Molecule: messenger RNA, 2888 nt
Organism: Oncorhynchus mykiss (rainbow trout)
Lineage: Eukaryota; Metazoa; Chordata; Actinopteri; Salmoniformes; Salmonidae
Source: RefSeq, a predicted model, not a curated record